GACGAGGCGAGGCUCUUCGUACUAGGAACGGACCCCGCACGCGGGCGCGCGAGGCCCGAGGCUCGGCAUUGGGGCCGCGGGCUGCCUAAAAUGGACGGCCCUCGAUAGCUUCACCACCAAUCGCGGCGUGCGACAGCCUUCUCGAGAGCUUCAGGCAGAGCCAGGGCAGCCAUGCCGCGCGACAACCCCUCGUGCACCAUCACGACGAGCCUGGGCAACUUCACGGCCGAGAUUUUCCUCCGGCCAAUGCCCCUCACGGCGGCCAACUUCAUCGACCUCGUCGAGAAGCGCUUCUACGACGGCACGCACGUGCACCUGCUCGCGCCGAAGAUGGUUCUGGGCAUGGGCUGCCCGCACUCGAAGGACCCGCAUUCCUCCAAGGCGGGCACGGGCGCCGCGCCCGACGGGUCCGCGUUCCGCGCGCCCGACGGUCGCCUGGUCGAGCGGCUCCCGGGCGGCUACGUCCGGGACGAGGUCGGCACGGAGCAGCUCUCGAACUACGCGGGGACGCUGGCCAUGAUCAACCUCGGCCGGCCGGACAGCUGCUCGUCGCAGUUCGUGAUCAACUGCGACCACAACCGGUGGGCUGACGCCUGGGAGCUCGAGUCGCCGGCGUCGCACUUCGUCUUCGGCAAGCUCGUGAGGCGGGGUGAUUUAGAUGUCGCGAAGAAGGCCGCGCGCGGCGCGACGGCGGACGACGACCGGCCCGCGGACCCGAUCAAGGUCGUGCGCAUACGCAUGGGCACGGCGGAGGACGCCGCGGCCAAGGCCAAGGCGGAGAAGGAGAAGCUGCUGGCCGAGGCCAAGGCCGGCGCGUCGGGGCGCUUCAUCUACGGUAACUGGGACUAGUGACUAGGAACACAGGACACCU
Messenger RNA from Pelagomonas calceolata, 871 nucleotides. Lineage: Eukaryota; Pelagophyceae; Pelagomonadales; Pelagomonadaceae. The record is from the annotation of a GenBank genome assembly.